AAUUUGAAUGAAGAAUAGUAUGUUGAACAACUUGAGUGAUCGUGCAAGGAAUGUGUUAGGGAAUAUAGGAGACAAUGCACGAGACUUUAUAGAUAACGUGAGCGAAAAGACACAGAAUAGUUCACUAUCAAGAAUACUUUCAGACAAGUUGCAAGAUAGAAAAUCCCUCUUAACAACUUCUGGUGGAGACGAAGAAGCCGCAGAAACUAAUGUAAACCCUUCUUCUACUUUUGGGAGUGAUUGGGCUUCUGAACUAAGUUUGUCCCGAACUCAACGUCUGGUUGGGUUUGCUAUGUGUUUUGUUGCUGGUGCUAUGAUGCUUUUUUUGUCCAUUCUGAUGCUGCCAACGUCAGCUCUUCGUCCAGCCAAGUUUGCUCUAAGCUUUACUUUGGGUAAUAUUCUUGUGCUUUGUAGUACUGCAUUUUUAAUAGGGCCUUAUAGACAACUUCAAUAUAUGUUUAGACCAGUUCGAUUGUUGGCUACUUGUGUCUAUCUGAUUUCUUUAUUUAUGGCUAUUUUCUUUUCAGUUGCCAAAGUUAAAUUACGAUAUCCACUGGUUGUGUUAUCCAUUAUCGUUGAAAUAGGGGCUUUGUUAUGGUACUGUGCUAGCUACAUACCUUUUGGCCAAGCCACGAUAUCACGACUAGUGGGACGGCUAGUCGAAUGGUGAAUAUUUCUGAGGAAUGAAUUAUGUUUCAAGUAACGGAGAGGUUGAGUAGAUUAUGCAGGAGUGACCACAAUAGCUUAUUCUGGUCUUGUUAAGCUUUUUUCCAAAGCUUGUUGAUCUCGAAAGCUGUUUUCGAGCAUACUAGUGUAGUCCUCCAAAAGAGAAGCCGUACGCUCCAAAGCCACUGCCUCGUUAUAUAAUAGUUGCAAACGUUCUUUGGUUGUUUGGAAUCCAUAAUUUUCAUGAAACAAAUGUUCUGCCUUUGCCUGUAGUUUCUGUAUGUUUUUAGAAACCUGUUCCAUAAAUAAUCUCGUGGAAGUAUUACUAUCUUCGACUGAAGUCAACUGAGAUAACCCCACUGAAGAAUAACCAAGUCAAAUAAUCGAGAUAAACGAUACAGUUUCUUACCUUGUAAAUGAAGUCGAGAAAAUUUUU
Galdieria sulphuraria is the source of this 1102-nucleotide messenger RNA. RefSeq lists its product as uncharacterized. Gene Ontology annotation, biological process: vesicle-mediated transport. The transcript has 2 exons. Lineage: Eukaryota; Rhodophyta; Bangiophyceae; Galdieriales; Galdieriaceae. Bases 8 to 670 code for a protein of 220 amino acids. The record is from RefSeq and is a predicted model, not a curated record. Gene Ontology annotation, cellular component: membrane.